CCCACGUUUAAAUUAUGCUUAUAUUUGUUCGCUUCAGAUGUUAGAUUGGCCAACUUGGAAAUUCUUGCAUGGAUAAAAAAUACCGCUGAAAAGGCUACUGCUCGUGGAAGCAUUAAGUUCUAUAGAUAAAUGAAACUACCAAAGAGGCGAUGGAGAUAGAUUCGGUGAGAGUUGAGUCGAGUGUGUGGAUCGGUAAUAAGCGCUACAGGGCUCUCCUGAGCGGAUGGUACUUCAACUGGACUGAGAUCGACAAGAGGAACCGGGAGAAGAAAACAAUUUCAGUGCCGGUGUCAGAGGUGAUUGGGGUGAAGGAGGGUCGUGUUGAGAUCCAAACCCAGAAGAAAGUAGAAGACACUGACCUUGAUUUUACAUUGUUCUAUGUGAAGCGCAACAGCAGAGGUAACGGACAUGGACUGUCAUGGAGUCUGGGCAGGACCCAGUUCUGCUGUCCUAGCCGGGGUGUCCGGGAUCAAUGGAUCACUCAACUCCGAACCGCACUCAAAACCCACAGCCCCUCACGUCCCCACAGGUUGUUGGUGUUCAUUAAUCCUUACGGAGGAAAGAAGAGGGGGAAACAGAUCUUUCACUCUCUUGUGGCCCCUCUGUUUGAGCUGGCUGGCAUCAGCUCUCAUGUUGUGGUGACUGAACGAGCAAAUCAGGCCAGAGACUACAUCCUGAGGAAAGACUUAACAGGGUUCGAUGGAGUGAUAUGUGUGGGUGGAGACGGAAUGUUCAGCGAGCUGCUGCACGGUGUGAUUGGACGAACCCAGCAGGAGGCGGGAGUUUCAGAACAUGACCCAACUGUAAUGCUGCAGCCAUGUGACCUCCACAUUGGCAUAAUUCCAGCAGGCUCUACAGAUUGUGUGUGUUUCGCUACCGUGGGCAUAAAUGACCCUGUGACAUCGACGCUGCACAUCAUCAUUGGAGACUCUCAGCCUUUGGAUGUGUGUUCUGUCCAUUAUCAAAAAACACUGGUACGUUAUUCUGUCUCUAUGGUGGGCUAUGGUUUCUAUGGUGAUGUUUUGGCAGAGAGCGAGAGGCACCGCUGGAUGGGACCUCUCAGAUAUGAUUAUUCAGGUUGUAUGGUGUACCUGUGUAACAGGAGCUAUCCGGGACUAGUGCAAUAUCUCCCUGCUGAUUCCCAUAUCUCCAGCCCACGGGACAAAACUCAAUGCCUCUCAGGGUGCCGGGUGUGUUCAGAGAGCAAAGAGAGGCUGUUCCCCCAUUUUGACAGCUCCAGUUCCCUCUAUAGCACUAAUGUGAGCCAGUGCAACAGUGAGUUAGAGGGUGAGUGGGUGACUAUUGAAGGCAGGUUCAAGUGUGUCUCUCUCACCUGUAUGUCAAGCUCCUGUCCACGGAGCCCAACGGGUCUUUCGCCCUCUGCUCACCUGGCCGAUGGGACGGCAGACCUCAUCAUGGUCCGAGAAACUAACCCUCUUGGCUUUCUCACAUACCUUCACAGGCACACAACCAAACAGGAUCAGUUUGACCUGCCCUUCGUUGAAGUUCAUCGUGUCAAGGCUGUCCGGUUUUCUCUACCCCCUGGAGAAGUAGUAGAAGAAGAAGAGGAAUAUGAGGAAGAGGCUGAUCGAGAAAUUCAGACCUCUGCUGAAAGAGAACUGGAGGAACCUGAGAAACUGGGCCGUGGUAACAGUGCAGGUCACUCACAGCAGCAUCUCGCAGGGUGGAAGGAGAGAGGAAGUGAGACAAGUAGAUUAAAAAGACAAGGCUUUCUAUGUGGGCCUUGCUGUACUAAACCUCGCUCGGUAUCCGUGUGGAACUGUGAUGGAGAAAUUCUGCCUCACACCAAGAUCUCAUGCAGAGUUCACGGCCAGCUGGUGCGUCUCUUUGCCAGGGGCAUCGAGAAUUCAACAAUGCAAUGAAACCUCUAAGAGCUAAAAAAAGAGAUGUGAUCAUCGUAACAUAUGACCUUUUUAUAGCACUCUUUAUGAGGACUUAAUUGCAAAGAAGAUAAAGU
This is a messenger RNA of Rhinichthys klamathensis goyatoka, 1978 nucleotides long. RefSeq names its product ceramide kinase family protein. The coding region runs from base 150 to 1883 and encodes 577 amino acids. The record is from RefSeq and is a predicted model, not a curated record. Lineage: Eukaryota; Metazoa; Chordata; Actinopteri; Cypriniformes; Leuciscidae. The transcript has 13 exons. Gene Ontology annotation, molecular function: kinase activity.